Molecule: messenger RNA, 777 nt
Organism: Plasmodium malariae
Lineage: Eukaryota; Apicomplexa; Aconoidasida; Haemosporida; Plasmodiidae
Gene: CPN20
Product: 20 kDa chaperonin, putative
Exons: 6
Coding region: 1-777 (258 amino acids)
Cellular component (GO): mitochondrial matrix; plastid
Molecular function (GO): protein folding chaperone; metal ion binding; ATP binding
Source: RefSeq, a predicted model, not a curated record
AUGAAAUUAAUUGCAGUAGUGUGUUUUAUGGCCAUAACUUUAAGUUAUGCUUUAGCAAAAAGGAAUACUAUAACCCAUAAUUUAAAUUUUGUGAGUACUAACCCGAAGCAACUGCAGAGAAGUUCUUCACAGAGGUUGAGGGCAACAGAAUACAAACUUGAAAAUAAAAUAAUUAGAGGUCCUCUAACCCCCAUAAAUGAAUUUGUUCUGAUCCAGAAGGACGAUGCAUAUGAUACAACUGAAGCAGGGGUUUUCAUUGGAGAUAGUCUAAAAAAGAACCAGUAUGUAGGAAAAGUGUUGGGUGUUGGAACAGGAGUCGUUAAUACAAAAAAUGGGGUACCAAUAGAUGUUCAAGUUGGCGAUGUUGUAAUUUUUAACCCAAGUGAUGGAAAUAAGGUAAAAUACAACGAUAAAGAAUGCUUGUUAAUAUCGAAUGAAGAAGUUUUAGCAAAAAUAAUUGAUGCUUCUGCUGAAGUAAGUCCACACAACAUUACUCCUUAUUAUGACCGUGUGUUAAUAAAACUAAUAAAUACAAGUGUAUCAUCUGACUCAUUAAUAAUUAUGCCAGAAACCAAAAAUAAUGAAAAAUCAUGUGAUGGAUUAGUUGUAGCACUUGGAAAUGGAAUUUAUGAUGCAAAUAAUAAUAAAGUACCAUUAGAUAUACGUGUGAAUGAUUAUAUAAAAUUUUCUCCAUUUUCGAACGAGAGUUGUGAAUUUACUUAUAAUAAUGAAAAGUAUACUUUUGUAAAAGCAAGAUAUAUUAUGGCAAAAUACUAG